CUAACGUCGGGCGCGCACCUCUAGGGGCGGGGCGUCGGGAGCGUGCGGUCGCCCAGAGUCACCCCUAGGUGGCGAACCCGCGGUCUUCUCCUGCUAGGGGCACUGUCAGCUCCCCCGACCCGCGCUCGCAUGACGCAGCCCCGCGAGUCCACAGGCCCUGACUGCGCGCCAUGGAGCAAGAAGAAGAUGCCUACCCAGAGGCUGGCUUCUGCCUGGGAGCUGCUCUGCAGUCCUGGGGAUUGCAGUUGACAGAGCAACAAUCACAGUCCAACAUGCUGAUGGGGAUUAUGAUUGGAGCUCUCCUGGCCUUGGCCUUGGUUGGUGUUACAGUCCUUUUUGUGUACAGAAGGAUUAAACAAUCCCGACAAGUGCAACCCACUCCUCAAUACAGGUUCCGAAAGAGAGACAAAGUGAUGUUUUAUGGCCGGAAGAUCAUGAGGAAGGUGACCACACUCCCCCACACGCUUGUGGGGAACACAGCAGCCCCCAGGCAACGAACAAGGAAGAGGACCAAAGUGCUUUCCUUGGCCAAGAGGAUUCUGCGUUUCAAGAAGGAGUAUCCCACUCUGCAGCCAAAGGAGCCCCCACCCUCCCUGCUGGAGGCUGAUCUCACAGAGUUUGAUGUGAAGAAUUCUCACUUGCCAUCAGAAGUUUUGUACAUGCUAAAAAAUGUUCGGGUCCUGGGUCACUUUGAGAAGCCAUUGUUCCUGGAACUAUGCAAGCACAUGGUCUUUGUGCAGCUGCUCGAGGGACAACAUGUCUUCCAACCAGGGGAGCCAGACAACAGCAUCUAUGUGGUGCAAGAUGGGCGGUUAGAAGUCUGCAUUCAGGACGCGGAUAACCCUGAAGUGGUGGUCAAAGAAGUUCUGGCUGGAGACAGUGUCCACAGUCUAUUGAGCAUUCUGGACGUCAUCACCGGCCACACCGCCCCCUACAAAACCGUGUCCGCCCGUGCUGCUGUCCCCUCCACCAUCCUCCGGCUGCCAGCUGUGGCUUUUCAAGGAGUUUUUGAGAAAUAUCCUGAAACCCUAGUGAGAGUGGUGCAGAUCAUUAUGGUGCGGCUGCAGAGGGUCACCUUUCUGGCUCUGCACAACUACCUGGGCCUCACGACGGAGCUCUUCAACCCUGAGAGCCAGGCCAUCCCCCUCGUGUCUGUAGCCAGUGUGGCCUCUGGCAAGGCUAGGAGGCAGACAAGCUGUGGCCCUGAGGAACGAGUUGAGAAGUCCCUGCGGGCUCAGGAGUCCUGUGACCCAGACCGAGCGGGUAGCCGUGCAGCAAUCUCUGGGCCGCUGCUGAAGAGGAGCCAAUCAGUCCCUCUGCCUUCUGUCCAUGAAGAGAUCUUGGAUGAGCUUGGAAAGGCCCAGGCAGGUGACCAGGGCCCUUCAUCCCCACCAGGGUAUACAGCAGGAACCCCGCCAGACCUGAGGAUGGCAUGUGACCGAGCCAGGGUUCUCCUACACCCUGGGAGCACUGUGCUCAGCAAGUCCAAGAAGAAUGUGACUGUCACUAAGACCCCGUCUGCAGUCUUUCACUACUCGGAGAGUAACUCAGAUGAAACUGUCACGAACAGGAAGACAGAUGCCAUCUUGAAAGCUGCCAAAAAGGACCUGCUUACCUUGAUGAAACUGGAUGAUCCUUCAUUGUUGGAUGGCCGGGUGACACUUCUCCAUGUUCCAGGUGGCACAGUGGUAUCAAGACAGGGAGACCAGGACGUGAACAUCCUCUUUGUGGUUUCGGGGCUGCUGCAUGUGUACCAGCAGAAGAUUGACAGCAGGGAGGACACCUGUCUAUUUGUCACACACCCUGGGGAGAUGGUGGGCCAGCUGGCUGUGCUCACUGGGGAGCCACUCAUCUUCACCAUCAAGGCCAACAGGGACUGCAGCUUCCUCUCCAUCUCCAAGGCGCACUUCUAUGAAAUCAUGAGGAAGCAGCCCACUGUCGUUCUGGGCGUCGCACACACUGUGGUGAAGAGGAUGUCCUCCUUCGUGCGGCAGAUUGACUUUGCACUGGACUGGAUGGAGGUAGAGGCUGGGCGUGCAGUAUACAGGCAGGGAGACAAGUCGGAUUGCACAUACAUUGUCCUCAGUGGCCGGCUACGCUCAGUGAUCCGAAAGGAUGAUGGCAAAAAACGACUGGCGGGGGAGUAUGGCCGUGGGGACCUCAUCGGAGUGGUGGAAACACUCACCCACCAGGCCAGAGCAACUACAGUACAUGCCGUUCGGGACUCAGAGUUGGCUAAGCUGCCAGCAGGUGCUCUGACAUCCAUCAAGCGCAGGUACCCACAGGUAGUGACUCGGCUGAUUCAUCUCUUGGGUGAGAAGAUAUUGGGCAGCCUCCAGCAAGGAACAGCCACAGGUCACCAGUUUGGGCUACAUGCCACAGGCAGCAAGUGGGACUCAGGAAACCCAGCCAGCAAUCUCUCCACGGUGGCCAUCAUGCCUGUGUCGGAGGAAGUGCCCCUCACCGCCUUUGCCCUGGAGCUGAAACAUGCCCUCAGUGCCAUAGGCCCCAUCCUGCUGCUGACCAGUGAUAACAUAAAACAGCGUCUUGGCUCUGCUGCUCUGGACAGCAUCCACGAGUACCGGUUGUCCAGCUGGCUGGGGCAGCAGGAAGACAUCCACCGCAUUGUGCUCUACCAGGCAGACAGCACGCUCACACCCUGGACCCAGCGCUGCAUCCGGCAGGCAGACUGCAUCCUCAUUGUGGGCCUGGGAGAGCAGGAGCCCACAGUUGGUGAGCUGGAACGGAUGCUGGAGAGUACUGCAGUGCGGGCCCAGAAGCAGCUGGUCCUACUGCACCGGGAGGAGGGGCCUGCACCAUCACGCACAGUAGAGUGGCUCAACAUUCGGAGCUGGUGCUCAGGUCACCUGCACCUUCGCUGCCCGCGCCGUGUCUUCUCCAGAAGGAGCAUGCCCAAGCUGGUGGAGUUGUAUGAGCGGGUCUUCCAGAGGCCCCCAGAUCGGCACUCGGACUUCUCCAGGCUGGCACGAGUACUGACGGGCAAUGCCAUUGCCUUGGUGCUUGGUGGAGGAGGAGCAAGAGGCUGUGCCCAGGUUGGCAUCAUCCGGGCCCUGACGGAGUGCGGCAUCCCUGUGGACAUGGUUGGAGGGACAUCCAUUGGGGCAUUCAUGGGUGCCCUGUACUCUGAGGAGCGGAACUACAGUCAGAUGCGGAUUCGGGCCAAACAGUGGGCAGAGGACAUGACAUCCAUGGUGAAGACUGUACUGGACCUGACCUAUCCCAUCACCUCCAUGUUUUCGGGGGCUGGCUUCAACAGCAGCAUCUGCAGCGUCUUCAAAGACCAACAGAUUGAGGACCUGUGGAUCCCCUAUUUCACAAUCACCACAGACAUCACAGCCUCUGCCAUGCGGGUUCACACAGAUGGCUCCCUGUGGAGAUACGUGCGUGCCAGCAUGUCCCUGUCAGGCUACAUGCCCCCCCUCUGCGACCCCAAAGACGGACACCUGCUGAUGGAUGGGGGCUACAUCAACAACCUCCCAGCGGAUGUGGCCAGGUCCAUGGGUGCAAAGGUGGUGAUUGCCAUCGAUGUGGGCAGCCGGGAUGAAACAGACCUCACCAACUAUGGCGAUGCGCUGUCUGGGUGGUGGCUACUGUGGAAACGCUGGAACCCCUUGGCCACAAAAGUUAAGGUGCUGAACAUGGCAGAGAUCCAGACACGCCUAGCCUAUGUGUGCUGCGUACGACAGCUGGAGAUGGUGAAGGCCAGCGAGUACUGUGAGUACCUACGCCCUCCCAUCGACAGCUACGGCACCCUGGACUUUGGCAAAUUCAACGAGAUCUGCGAAGUGGGAUACCAGCAUGGGCGGACAGUUUUUGACAUCUGGAGUCGGAGCGGUGUGCUGGAAAAGAUGCUGCAGGACCGGCAAGGCACAAGCAAGAUGAAGGCAUGCGCUGUCCUCACCUGCCCCAAUGCCUCUUUCACGGACCUCGCUGAGAUCGUGUCUCGCAUAGAGCCUGCCAAGGUGGCUGCAAUGGAUGAUGAAUCUGACUACCAGACAGAGUAUGAGGAGGAGCUACCAGAUGGCCCCCAGGAUGCCUAUGCUGACUUCCAGAGCACCCCCACUGAUGUGGGCUCCGACUCGGAGGAUGAAGCCUCACUUCGGCAACGGCAUCCCAGUCAGGCUUCCUCAAAACCAUCCCAGGGUUCCUCAACCCCCUGACUCUUAACGGAUGGGUUCAGAUGUCUGUUUUGAUGGACCUUGAAGCCAGUCCCCAAGUGUACUGUUUCUGCAGCUCCCAAGGACUCUUCUCCAGGAAGACCCGGCUGGGGAUGAAUGCCCUGCAGGCUGUGCAUCCAGCUUCAGGGGUAGGGAGUGGGAGGGUGGGCAGAUGGGCUGUCAGGGGUCUCAGAUCUCUUUGCACUGGCAUCUCCUGGUGGGAUGUUCAGUUUUGGCAUGUCUGUUCACAACAAUCCUUAUCAGUUCCUGUGAUCACCUCCCGUCCUUUGAGAGGUUUGGGGCCACAGUGCUGCUGCUUUCUAUGUCAAUAAAGGUAGAGAUGACUGUG
This is a messenger RNA of Erinaceus europaeus (western European hedgehog), 4527 nucleotides long. It is a transcript of the gene PNPLA7, whose product is annotated as patatin like phospholipase domain containing 7. The record is from RefSeq and is a predicted model, not a curated record. Lineage: Eukaryota; Metazoa; Chordata; Mammalia; Eulipotyphla; Erinaceidae. The transcript is spliced from 36 exons. Gene Ontology annotation, molecular function: phosphatidylcholine lysophospholipase A1 activity. The coding region runs from base 171 to 4181 and encodes 1336 amino acids. Gene Ontology annotation, cellular component: endoplasmic reticulum. Gene Ontology annotation, biological process: lipid metabolic process.